Messenger RNA from Camelus dromedarius (Arabian camel), 1079 nucleotides. RefSeq names its product acyl-CoA wax alcohol acyltransferase 1 (gene AWAT1). NCBI's taxonomy places the organism in Eukaryota, Metazoa, Chordata, Mammalia, Artiodactyla, Camelidae. The transcript is spliced from 7 exons. The record is from RefSeq and is a predicted model, not a curated record. Gene Ontology annotation, cellular component: endoplasmic reticulum membrane. Gene Ontology annotation, molecular function: long-chain-alcohol O-fatty-acyltransferase activity. The coding region runs from base 37 to 1023 and encodes 328 amino acids.
GUUGGGACUUUCGCCUCCUUCAGGCUCUUGGGCAUCAUGCUUUCUUUCAAGCAGCCUAAUCACUUCCAGAGUCUGAUGGUUCUGCAAUGGCCCUUGAGCUACCUUAUCCUAUUUUGGAUCUUCCCGCCAUUGUCCAUUUACCUGCUGUUUACAUCCUGGUGGUCACUAUCAGCUCUUUACUUUGCCUGGUUUUUCCUGGACUGGAAGACCCCAGAGCAAGGUGGCAGGCGAUCAGCCUGGGUAAGGAACUGGUGUGCCUGGACCCACAUAAGGGACUAUUUCCCCAUUUCGAUCCUGAAGACUAAAGACCUGUCACCUGAACACAACUACCUCAUGGGGGUUCACCCCCAUGGCAUCUUGACGUUUGGCGGUGUCUGCAACUUCUGCACUGAGGCCACAGGCUUCUCGAAGAUCUUCCCAGGCAUCACUCCCUAUCUGGCCACGCUGUCCUGGUUCUUCAAGGUCCCCUUUCUUAGGGACUACCUCAUGGCCAAAGGUCUGUGCUCUGUGAGUCGGUCAGCCAUCGACUACCUGCUAAGCCACGGCACCGGCAACCUCGUGGGCAUUGUAGUGGGAGGGGUGGGAGAGGCCCUGCAGAGCAUGCCCAACACUACCACCCUCAUCCUUCGUAAGCACAAGGGCUUUGUGCGCACAGCUCUCCAGCACGGGGCUCAUCUGGUCCCCACCUUCACUUUUGGAGAAACUGAGGUGUAUGAUCAGGUGUUGUACCACAAGGACAGCUGUAUGUACAAGUUUCAGAGACACUUUCGCCAGAUCUUUGGUUUCUAUUUUUGUGUCUUCUAUGGACGAGGUUUCCGCCAAGGCUCCACUGGGCUCCUGCCAUACUCGCUGCCUAUCGUCACUGUGGUUGGGGAGCCCCUGCCUCUGCCCAAAAUUGAAAAACCAAGCCAGGAGGUGGUGGACAAAUAUCAUGCACUCUAUAUGGAUGCCCUGCACAAACUGUUUGAUCAGCACAAGACCCAGUACGGCUGCUCAGAGACCCAAAAGCUGCUUUUCCUGUGACAGGAGGAGCUGCAUGCUCAGGAAUGCAUGCCUUGGAGAGGAGACUCAAUCACUGC